Molecule: messenger RNA, 1608 nt
Organism: Podarcis muralis (Common wall lizard)
Lineage: Eukaryota; Metazoa; Chordata; Lepidosauria; Squamata; Lacertidae
Gene: TSLIG3C
Product: family with sequence similarity 98 member C
Cellular component (GO): tRNA-splicing ligase complex
Source: RefSeq, a predicted model, not a curated record
GUUCUGGGCCCGGCCAACGGGCGCGAAGCGGAACAGCUCGCCGGGCUUCGGAUCUGCGCGUGCGCGAGGUGACAGGUUGGCUCCAGCGGAGGCAUGGAGGGAGACGCGGCCCGCGGGUGCCUGUCGAUGGAUGGCUUUGCACGGGUAGCUGAAGCCGGCGUCUCCAGCCCUGAGUUCACAGCUCUAUGUUCAUGGCUGGUUUCCGAGCUCCGCAGCCUUUGCCCGCUCGAAGAGGACGUGAAUCCCACUCGUGGUCCUGAGGAUGCUGAGACCUUCCAGAUCGAAGUGAGCGGGCUCCUUGGGGAGCUGCAUUGUCCCUACUCCUCGCUGACCUCGGGGGACGUCACAGCCAGGCUUAGCACCCCGGACAGGUGCCUCCAGCUCCUGUAUUUUUUGAGCUCAGAGCUCCUGGCCGCCCGGCUGCUGGCUCGGAAGACGCCCCGUUCGCCGCCGGAAAAAGAAGACCGAUCUGGCGAAGCGGUGAACGAGCUCCAACUCAUCUGCCAAGCCCUGGGAAUGGCGGACCUCGAUCCAGGCUGCCCAGUCCAUCAAGCCAUGGCUGACAUAGAAGCCAAGAUUUCGGAGGCGCUUUCUUCACUACCCCCUGAGCACCAGCAGAUGGCGCCGCUCCUGAAGGCCACGCUGACCUCCGAGGAAUGGGGAGCGCUGGAGGGCAUACGGGACUUGCUGUGCACGGAGUAUCAGUGCCGCCGACGCAUGAUGGCCACUCGUCUCGACGUCACCGUCGAGUCCUUCCAUUGGUCCGAGAGGGCAAAGGACCGGAGCGGAGCUAUGUCAGAGGCCUUCAAACCCUUGCGUCACUCUUUGAUGGAAGAGUCCCAGGUCACCGUUCCUCACCUCCUGGCAGCGCGGGAGGACUUCUCCCGCAUCGUGAAGACCAGCAGCGGAGCUUCGCGGGACAAGACAAGCUGUGCCGUCAACAAGGUGCUGAUGGUUGGUGACGUCCCGGAUCGCGGUGGGCGUCCGAAUGAGAUCGAACCCCCUAUGCCCACGUGGGAGAAGAGGCGAGAAGGAGGAGGCGGCCACCAGCGAUGGGGCAAGCGGAGCAGGAAGAAGAAAAAAUAGCAAGGGGCUGGAUCCUGACCUCCUCCGGCGUGGGGUAUGGUCAAAACCACCCUUCACUUUAGGGCAGGGAAGAGGCUUCAGGAAGUUCACCGCAGCAAGGAUGCGCAGUGGAUACAGCCCCAAAACCCAGCCUUCACCAAAGGUGGUUUCAGUGUUGCUUUUCCCUAGAAUGCAAGGAAAUGCAGUUUACAAGAAAGGUGCCCAUUACCUUGAACCUGAGACAGUGGGCAGGGGCAUGUGAGCUAACAUCAGACAUCUCUCCCACCCCCCUUCCCCACCCCCCUUUCACUUGCUUUAAAGUUGUUGGACACAGACGUUUGUGUUGUCCGCGUUAUAGCUUGGUGCCGGAUGAAUUGCACCUUUCGAGCAGAGGUGGGGAGUCUGUGGUUCCUUCAGAUGUCAUUGGACUUCAUCUCCCAGCACCCCCAGUUAGUGGGGCCAGUGAUCGGGUGUGAAGGGAGUUGGGGGCCAAUAUUCCCCGUCCCUGAUCUAGUUAAUACACAACUUGCAAGGAUGAAGGAA